AUGCUCACCAAGCUGGGGCUUGGUAAGCGUUGGGAAGAGAGCCGGUGGUACUUUGGCAACGUGCCCGGCAAAGACGAGAAGCUGGGCGUGCGCCGGCUCAAGAAGUAUACGGAGCGCAAGGCCAGAAGGCAUUGA
This is a messenger RNA of Verticillium alfalfae VaMs.102, 135 nucleotides long. RefSeq lists its product as hypothetical. Lineage: Eukaryota; Fungi; Ascomycota; Sordariomycetes; Glomerellales; Plectosphaerellaceae. Bases 1 to 135 code for a protein of 44 amino acids. The transcript has a single exon. The record is from RefSeq and is a predicted model, not a curated record.